Molecule: messenger RNA, 978 nt
Organism: Rotaria socialis
Lineage: Eukaryota; Metazoa; Rotifera; Eurotatoria; Philodinida; Philodinidae
Source: the annotation of a GenBank genome assembly
AUGGCCACAGCAGGAGGAGGAGAAGAAGCGACAGCGCAACAUAUAUUACGUAUUACUGACAUCAUCGAUGAGCCACUUCAAUUUAUCGCACCCAUUGGUGGUUAUGAAGAAAUGCCACUGGUUCCACUUGAAAAAGCUGUCGAACCACUUGUUUCUAUUCUACCAGCUGUACAAAGUAAUGCAUAUGUUGCCAAACAAAGAUGUGAGAAUCCUGCCGAUGGAUUGACACAAGAUGAAUCUGCCUCAAUCAUGUUAUACACUAUGGGCUGGAAGCCACUUGAUAAAUGUCUGUAUGUCGCUUUGAACAAUGCAUUAAGAUCCCCAGAUCGUCAGCAAAGUCUUGAACCAUGGUACUUAUUUCUGAGGCUGUUUCUUAAUGCGCUCUUCCGUCUCCCGCCACUACCGAAAACUGCAUAUAGGGACAUCAAAUUAGAUCUAAGCGAGCGUUAUACGAAAGGGAAAACAAUCGUUUGGUGGGGAUUUUCAUCUUGCACAACAACUAUUGGUGUUUUAAAAUCAGCACUAUUCUUGGGAACGACAGGGGCUAGAACGAUGUUUACUUUACAAUGUCUAUCAGCUAGAGACAUUCAAAAUCAUUCAUACUUUCCAGCUGAGGAUGAAGUGCUUCUUAUGGCCGCAACGCAAUUUAAAAUAGUCAGUUCUCUUGAUCAAGGUGAUCUUCAUAUGAUUCAAUUGGAAGAAACUACGCCACCUUUUCCACUUCUACAACCGGUACCUAUUGUUGGUUCAUUGCCAAUUCUUUCCAAUCCACCUGAUGAUUCGAAAACGACUUCGUUUCACAUAAGCAAAGAAAAAUCAAAACCACAUUCAAACAAAUCUCAAAUUGAUACACAUGGAGCAGCUGCCAGUACUAGCGAAAAGACAGGAAUAAAUUCGAUCACUGGCCAAAUGUCUGAUGUAAAAAUUAGUGCUUCAAUUAAUGAAGGUAAUAUAUUGCUGUUUUAUUGUCUUGAUUAG